UUGUUCAUUCAUAAAAGUUAUCGAAAAACUAGUAAAACGAUUACAAAUGUUUGGAUAUCAAUCAUCUAGCCAACAGAACAAACAAUAUUAAUUAUUUUUUUAAGAUUUAACUACAUUUAUCUUAUUAAAAAUAUAAAAGCGUUUACAAUAACUUCGAAAAAUCGAAAAUAUUGGGAAAAUGACGCAAAUGACACAAGAUGAAAUAAUUAGUAAUACUAAAACAGUUUUACAAGGCCUGGAGGCACUUCGCGUGGAACAUGCAUCUCUUAUGUCAGGAAUUAGUGAAAUAAAUAAAGAAGAUGAAAAAUCAUAUAUUAUUAAAAAAAACAUUGAACAUAUUGACCUUGGUUUGAGUGAGGCCCAAGUGAUGAUGGCAUUAGCAUCACAUCUUCAAAAUAUUGAAGCUGAAAAACAAAAGCUUAAAACACAAGUUCGUAGAUUGCAUCAAGAAAAUGCUUGGUUAAGAGAUGAAUUAGCCAAUACACAGCAAAAGUUUCAAGCUUCUGAGCAAUUAGUUGCACAGUUAGAAGAAGAAAAGAAACAUUUGGAAUUUAUGACAUCUGUAAAAAAAUAUGAUGAAAAUCAGGACCAAGAUGAUAUUAGUGAAAAGCCUCGACCGGACCCCGUUGUUGAAUUGUUUCCAGAUGAGGAAAACGAUGACAGAAAUAAUAUAUCUCCAACUCCUCCAAGUCAGUUUUCAAAUCAGUCAUCCGGAUACGAAAUUCCAGCUCGUUUGAGAACUCUUCAUAAUCUGGUAAUUCAGUAUGCCUCACAAGGAAGAUACGAAGUAGCUGUUCCACUUUGUAAGCAAGCUUUGGAAGAUUUAGAGAAAACCAGUGGACAUGAUCACCCCGAUGUAGCUACAAUGCUAAAUAUUUUGGCAUUAGUUUAUCGUGACCAGAAUAAAUACAAGGAAGCUGCAAAUUUGUUAAAUGAUGCACUAUCAAUUCGAGGAAAAACCUUAGGUGAAAAUCAUCCAGCAGUUGCUGCUACUUUAAAUAAUCUUGCUGUUUUAUAUGGAAAACGUGGAAAAUAUAAAGAUGCUGAACCUCUUUGCAAACGAGCAUUGGAAAUUCGAGAAAAAGUUUUAGGCAAAGAUCAUCCUGAUGUUGCAAAACAAUUAAAUAACUUAGCAUUAUUAUGUCAAAAUCAAGGAAAGUAUGAUGAAGUUGAAAAGUAUUAUCAACGAGCUUUGGAAAUUUAUGAAUCUAAACUUGGUCCAGAUGAUCCAAAUGUAGCUAAAACAAAAAAUAAUUUAGCCAGCUGUUAUUUAAAACAAGGGAAAUAUUCAGAGGCCGAAAUUUUAUAUAAACAAGUUUUAACACGUGCGCAUGAACGCGAAUUUGGAGCUAUUGACAGCAAAAAUAAACCUAUUUGGCAGGUUGCAGAAGAACGUGAAGAACAUAAAUAUGACAAUAGGGAAAAUACUCCUUACGGAGAAUAUGGUGGUUGGCACAAAGCUGCAAAAGUAGAUUCCCCAACGGUUACAACAACUUUAAAGAACCUCGGAGCUCUUUAUAGAAGACAAGGCAUGUUUGAAGCUGCAGAGACUUUGGAGGAUUGUGCUCUCCGUAGUAAAAAAGAAGCUUUGGAUCUAGCAAAACAGUCCAAAGUAAACCAGCUUUUGGCUGUAAAUGACAAGCGACGAUCUAAACAUUUUAAGGAUGAUGCUGAAAAUACUGAAGAGAAAUAUCAAAAGUAAUUCAUUAUUGGAACAAAACGUAUGGAUAUGGCUUAGCAAUUACUUUAUUGUUAUGAUUUAUAUAUGUAUGAUGUCAUUCCGUCAUGUCAUUUAAUAAAAAGUGCUUUCAAAACAAAAAGAAAAA
Messenger RNA from Calliphora vicina (urban bluebottle blowfly), 1826 nucleotides. RefSeq names its product kinesin light chain (gene Klc). Gene Ontology annotation, biological process: microtubule-based movement. The transcript is spliced from 6 exons. The record is from RefSeq and is a predicted model, not a curated record. Bases 179 to 1702 code for a protein of 507 amino acids. Gene Ontology annotation, molecular function: kinesin binding. NCBI's taxonomy places the organism in Eukaryota, Metazoa, Arthropoda, Insecta, Diptera, Calliphoridae. Gene Ontology annotation, cellular component: cytoplasm; kinesin complex.